AUUCCGGGAAGAAAUUGGGGACAAAAGAAAAGAGAGCAAAAUCAAAGCGAAAGCAAAAGCAAAUCGAUUUGGGUUUAAAGUUACGAACUUUGAUUGGGUUCCAGUGUUGGGCACGCAAGAAUCGCGUGAGAUUGAUCGAUUCGCGCAAAAGGGUUUCUGUAUUUAGGCUUGCCCAUAUCCGAAAUAUUGGAUCUUUGAAUCUGAGGGAGAGAGAGGGGGAGAGAUGUGUAGUUUGGCGGCGAAUCUCUUGCUCCCUGUAAAGCUGAAACCUUCGGAUAAACAGAGGAGCUCGUUCUUCGUGACCAGCGGAAGAUCCAAGAGAAAGAACAAACCCAUCGCUCCUGUUGCAAGGCUGUUCGGACCGGCGAUUUUCGAAGCUUCCAAACUGAAAGUGUUGUUCUUAGGAGUUGACGAGAAGAAGCACCCAUCAACUCUUCCAAGAACUUACACGCUCACUCACAGCGAUGUUACUGCCAGACUAACCCUAGCUAUCUCCCACUCCAUCAACAAUUCCCAGCUGCAGGGAUGGGCGAACAGGUUGUACAGGGACGAGGUGGUGGCCGAAUGGAAGAAAGUGAAGGGGAAAAUGUCUCUUCACGUUCACUGCCACAUCAGCGGCGGCCAUUUCCUUCUCGACCUCUUCGCCAAUCUCCGCUACUUCAUCUUCUGCAAAGAGUUACCCGUUGUGCUGAAGGCAUUUGUGCAUGGAGAUGGUAACUUGUUGAACAACUACCCCGAGCUACAAGAAGCUCUUGUGUGGGUUUACUUCCAUUCCAACAUCCCCGAGUUCAACAGGGUCGAGUGCUGGGGCCCGCUCUGGCGAGCCGCCUCCCCCGACGGCGGCCGUGAAAUCCUCCCGCCGGAGCCGUCGUGCCAGGGGGAAUGCGACUGCUGUUUCCCGCCGGUCAGCUCGAUCCCGUGGUCUCACAGUCACCGCGGUGGAGAAGAAGAAGAAAGCGGUGACUGUGGGGCCCAGCCGGAGGGAAUUUCUCCGGCGAACCCAGGGAACUCAUAACGGAGAGUGAAGAACGAAAGGAGGCUAGGAUCUUUGGGUGGUUGGUGUGUAUAGGGUUGGUGAUGGUAGAUAGAUAUGUGCAUGCAUCAUCAUCAUCAUCAUGUUAAGAACUAUGUCUCUUCUCUUCCAUCCAUGCAUGGUAAGUUUUAGAAAUUUUCAUUAAAAAAAAAAAGUAUUAGAAAUUGACCAUGUACAUAACCAUUUUUAGCAAUUUUUUUUUAAAUUUUAGUAUUUGAAGUGUUUGAUGUCUGUUGUGCCAUUAUGGAUUGAAAUCACACGUAAUAGAAUCUUUGACAUUGUGGACUUCAAA
Tarenaya hassleriana is the source of this 1325-nucleotide messenger RNA. Its product is annotated as protein STAY-GREEN 1, chloroplastic-like. The record is from RefSeq and is a predicted model, not a curated record. The transcript has 4 exons. Bases 224 to 1015 code for a protein of 263 amino acids. NCBI's taxonomy places the organism in Eukaryota, Viridiplantae, Streptophyta, Magnoliopsida, Brassicales, Cleomaceae.